Messenger RNA from Candida albicans SC5314, 4326 nucleotides. RefSeq lists its product as uncharacterized. The transcript has a single exon. The record is from RefSeq and is a predicted model, not a curated record. Gene Ontology annotation, cellular component: GID complex. Bases 1 to 4326 code for a protein of 1441 amino acids. Gene Ontology annotation, biological process: proteasome-mediated ubiquitin-dependent protein catabolic process. NCBI's taxonomy places the organism in Eukaryota, Fungi, Ascomycota, Pichiomycetes, Serinales, Debaryomycetaceae.
AUGCCCCUUAAUCUCCUUUUACACGAAGACAAUCAUCAGAAACGACCAAUGAUAGUUUUAGAUAGCGCCUACGACGAGCUACGUUUCAGUAUCAUCGGUAAUAAAGACUUAAAGUACAAAUUAGUUGGUAAUGUCCAAUUCAUAAAACAGCUCACCACAGAUUUUGAACAUCUUAUCAAUCAACUCACUGAAGCAACCAAUGUUUCAUUAGAGGACACUAGUUAUUUACUCGAAAAUUUGGAGAAACUUGCCGUGAUCACCAAUAUUUUAUGUUUAUUUAGUAUUGAAGUCGACAACAAAAAAGACGAAAACAUUGCUGAAUGCCUUUCAACAAUGAAACUAGUAUUGAACCCAAUAAUUAGGCUAUUAAAUUAUUUCAUCCAAUCUUUUGUUCCUGCUUUAUAUAGGCACAAAGAAAAUCCAUCGUAUUUAGAUAUUCAAAGCAAAUUUGAGAGUGUCAUAGGCUAUGCUUUGGAAAUCUUAAUGGGAUUAGCAAAUAUCAAAGAUCACGGUUUGGACACAAAGAUGUUAUGGAGAUUUAUAAUUUCAUUGUUGAUAGUAACUGAUGAUAACCACGAACAAUUAUGUUUUAUUAGCUCAUCAAUAUUGAUUAAACUGUUGAAGUUAGUGCCGUUAUUAUUAGGAUCAACUUGCAGAGUAACCAAUGAUUCACUUGAGACGUUAUUGACUGCGUUAUUGAAUCGUUUAUCGAAGAAAUGUGAUACAAUUAUAAACACCCACAUAACUGUCUUAUUCCCGUCCUCAAGUGAUCAAAUACUACACCAAAUGGCAUUCGAAGAUUCUUGUUUGCCCAAUAUCGAUUUAAAUAAAUCCAUUCUUGAGAAAACAGUUGACUCACAACUAUUGUUAGAGUUUAUAACUUGUACAGCUCAAAUUUUGAGUUUUAUGAAAUCCAAUGACUAUGAUAUUUUAACGGCAUUCCAAAGCAAUUAUGUUAAGUCUCCAAAUGAAGAUAAGACUAGUAAAAAGAAAAGGAAAACUUCGUUUUCAAACAAAACAAGGGAGUUUGCUUUUAAUGUGGUGGCUUCGUCAACUCCCGUGAUAGUGUUGUCUGUUAAUGUGUACUUAGCUUUAUUGCUUUUGGUAAAGUACGAUAACUGGGCAUUGAAUCUAGCUUCAUUAAAUUUGAUUGCAUUUUAUUUAAAGAACUUGAAACCUUCACAAGAUGGAGACAAAGCCUUGAUUUUUAGAAGUUAUAAGAAAUUAUUCCCCCGAAUUAUUUCAAUGCUAGAAUUGAAAAAUGAUUAUACUGGAUGCAUGAACAAAAAAACGAAAAAUCCAACUUCAUCUGCUUCUGGUUUAAAUUCAAUGGCCUCUUUUGCAAAUAAAAUCAAGUCAUUAAAUCAGACGGAAUUCAGAUUACACGAUUAUCAGAUACCAAUGUUUUUGCUUUCACCAACUCGAAUAUUGUCGGAUUUGUGCCUUCAAUAUCCUCGAUUGAACGAUGAUAUACAUGACACUAACAUAGAUUAUAAGUUGGUUGAAAAAUUGCAAAUCUGCUAUCAGUCCAGCAAACUACUUAAAAUAUUAAAGUCUUUGAAAUCGAGUAGCAAUCAUGGGAAAAUGUUAGUUGAUUUUACCACAAUGUUGACUAUCGAUAAAGAUGAAACCGAAGUGUCUGACUUGUUGUUACUUUUGAGUGUUUAUACUGCAAAUCGAGAAGAAUACCGGACUAGAGUAGUAAACGUCCCACAAGAGUAUAAUAUUAAUGUGGCGGAGAUUAUAUUUGAAAUUGUCGAUGAUUAUUAUUUUUUGCUCAACCAGUUACAUUUAGCAUAUCGUUUAUUGAGUCCAAAGAAAAGAAGAAACCUUAAUGGAACAACAAGAACAACUAAAGAGGUACCCGAUAGUGAUUUGCCAUGGUUUGGUAGAAAUCUAGGGAUCAUAAGUACAUUACAUGAUGCUUCUAUCUUUACAAAUUGCUUUUACUUUAUCCGUUCAGUAUCUCGAUCAGUGGCUACGUUACGAACUUUUUUUGUUGAAUGCAAUUCAUUUAAAAGUUUUUCAACUACUGAUGAUGCAACUGAUAAUGAGCAACAACCAAGUGGUCAAGCUAGUUUACGAAGUGGUAAUGUUGGUGAGAAUCUGGCCAAUAAUGCUGACUCUUUAACAAUAAGGACAACUGCAAGUGCACCUAGAGUGACAUCUGGAGCCAACACUAACUCCAACUCCAAUGCUGCAGUUACUUCAUCAUCAGCGGGCUCUACAUCAGUCACGAAUGGACCACCAGGGGGGUUUAUUUUUGAUAUUUUACAAAUCAUUCACAAAUAUGAGAUUUUAAUGCAGAUUUUUGAAUUUUUUUAUGGUGUGAAUAAUACCAGUGACAAUUAUGAUCACACAGAAAUGGAUAUUGCAAAGUGCAAAAAAAUAGUUAUGACCAACAAAUCCAUCUGUAUUGGAUCGCUUGCCAAUUUCAUAUUAGAUUUCAGUUCGUUUAGAUAUAAAAUUAUUGGUCAUGAGAGUUUUUUGUCCAGUUUGUUGACUAUUUAUCAAAAUUCAUCUACGGAUAAUGAAAUUGAAGAAUCUAUUCCUAUUACUAGUUCCAAAGGACAAUCGACUUUAGAAGAAAUUUAUCAAAACAAUGAUAUUCAAUUGAAAAUUUUACAAGUCAUUAAAAAUUUCAUGUAUAAUGAAGCUACUGAAAACAAAAAAGAAGUUUUAGAUUGUUUUUCGUUAAAUUUUAUUUUACAAAAGGCAAGUUAUGGAUUGGGCGAUAAUAAUGAAUCUAUUAGCCACCACAAGUCUCGAUUAGUAGAUAAUACUCAUAUCACACAAAUCAAAUUACAACAAAAAAUAACUGCAUUUGAAAUUUUAAGAAAUUUCAUUUCUGGAUCACCUCAUUUCAACGCAUUAUUAAUAGAUGCCUAUGAAAAUGAUUUUGUUCAAUUUGAAUAUGCAAAUGGUAAUACCGGAAUUCCAAAUACUUGGUUUCAAUUUUUGAUUCAGAAUGUGAGUAAUGUCAAUAUAUUUUUACCUGACUUGAAUUAUAAGCAUAAUGCUAGUGGCCGUAUUAGAAACCCAGAAGCUCAACUCAAACUUUUUUAUGAAAAUGAUGAAGUUUUAAGUAAAUUAAUCCAAGAUGAAAAGUAUGUGAGAUUGAUUCGAGCAAUUAAUCAUACUGAAGACCAUAAAUAUAGUGUUAUUGAUAAGAGCAAACGUAAUUGGUUCCCCAAUGAUGGGUUAUUAAAGAUUUGGCUUAGAUUAUUGUCAUUUAAAAUACCUGAAUCUAUUCUUGAUGAAUUACAAAAUGAUAAUGAUAAAGUCAAUUUGUUUAAUAAUUUGUACAGUAUCCAAUCAUCGAUUAUUUGGAUAAUUGUGAAUUUGACAUGGAAAUAUUCACGAUUUGGAUAUAAUGUUCAUGAUUAUAGCAAAUAUGAUGUUUAUCAAAAUGUUGACGGUUCAAGAUUCCCAACUAGCAGUAACCAUAGGAUCUAUAUUGAUGAAGAUGAUGAUCAAGGGGAAGAUGUUAUAAUGGAUGAUCCUAGUGAUAUGCCAGAGCCACAACAACGACAACAACAAGACACCACAUCUUCAUCAGCAAGGAUAUCUAGUAGCAGAGGGAAUGAAAAGAGGAAAUUAGAAGGACAAACUAAUACUCACGAAUCAUCUGUUUAUGAAAGAGCUAAACAUUUAGAUGAAAUGGGUUUCACUCAGGUUAUCAAACAAUUGAUUAAAUACUAUACUGAUCAAGCAAAUGAUAAUCUAUUCAAUAAGAGUUCUCCCGAUGAAUCAAGAAUGGAAAAUGUGUCGGUAUUGUCAACCGUACUCUUUGGCAAAGGGCACGACAUAUUAGAAAAAUUGGAUACUGCCUUGAGACAAAUAACAGCAUUGUUAAACACGAAAACCAACAAUAAUAAUAAAAGAGGUAGAGAUAUUGGUGUUAGUGGAGUAGAUGGUCAUCCUAAUAAUAACAACGACAAUAACAAUGACAAUUCUGGGUAUAUGAAUAGAGAGUUAAGAUUACAAAUUGAUGGUGACAAUGUUAGUAUCAUCAAGAAGUAUUCAGAUGAAGAUAUAGAAAGGAGGGCAAAUCAGAGGCACCAAGAAAGAGAAAGAAGAGAUAAUGACAGGUAUCAAAUAUCUCAAAGACGAGAAGCGAUUGAUUCAGAAGAUAAUGAUGAUGACGACGACGACGACGACGAAGAAAUGGAGGUUGAUCAGGAUCAACAACAAGCAGGUGGUGGCGCAGGAGGUGAUGAUGACGAUGGAGAUUUUGAUUAUGCGGUUGAAGCAAAUUAUGAAGAUCGAGAUGAUUCCGAAAGUGAGGCUAGUGAUGAAAUACCAGAUGAAUACUGGAUAAUGUAA